AUCCCUUACCAUGUGACCAAAUCUCAAUACUCGUCACACAAAGCCCUAACCCUAAAACAUAAACCCUAGCAUACAUAUUACAUCGAUACGUUCCAUCAAUCUUUUUAACUGUCUCAAUUUCUUUGGUCCUGUGAGUUCGCCUGCAUUAACCCACCUAUUCGCACCUGUUUUCUGGGAAGGAGUAGCCAUGGCGGACGGAGGAGAUGUUGAAGCUCAACCUGCUGCUCCAGCAUUGGGAGAACCCAUGGAUAUCUUAACUGCUUUGCAGCUUGUGUUAAAAAAAUCAUUGGCUCAUGAUGGUCUUGCUCGUGGUCUUCAUGAGGGUGCUAAAGCAAUUGAGAAGCAUGCUGCUCAGCUUUGUGUGCUUGCAGAAGAUUGCAACCAGCCAGAUUUUACAAAAUUAGUUCAAGCCCUGUGUGCUGAACACAAUGUAAAUUUGAUUUCUGUGCCAAGUGCAAAAAAGUUGGGUGAAUGGGCAGGGCUUUGCAAAAUUGACUCAGAGGGCAAAGCUCGGAAGGUUGUUGGAUGUUCUUGUGUUGUUGUUAAGGAUUAUGGUGAAGAGACCGAAGGCUUGAAUGUUAUUCAAGAAUAUGUAAAACGACAUUAAGCUGUGAGGUUACGAUUCAGUUGCUUCAUCUCAACUAAAUGAUUUUGGAGUUUUGCUUGCCUCUUAUUUGGCUGAUAUAUGCGGAUUCAAUUGUAGGGAUCUGGGAUGGACAUCUUAACUUUAUUUCUAUCCCUGUCCUUUUUAAAAUGUUUAGAUUUGUUUUAAAGCAUGAGUUAAUGGUGAAAUUCGGAUUUAAUCAAAUGUAGUAUCAGGUAAAAAAAUUGUAAGCUAGAUCCUUUUCCUUGAUAUUGUUGAACAGCCAAUGAAUUGUGGUUUUACAAUUCAAAUGGUAUUCUGUGCCUAUCAGGUUUCAGACUUUGGCACAAAUGGAAUUCAAAUGCUGAAAUGUUAUUUUAUUUACAAUUAAGAAAAAACUGCUGUUGGCUAUCAA
This is a messenger RNA of Cryptomeria japonica (Japanese cedar), 998 nucleotides long. Its product is annotated as small ribosomal subunit protein eS12. Gene Ontology annotation, biological process: translation. The transcript is spliced from 4 exons. The record is from RefSeq and is a predicted model, not a curated record. Gene Ontology annotation, molecular function: structural constituent of ribosome. Gene Ontology annotation, cellular component: cytosolic small ribosomal subunit; ribosome. Bases 188 to 607 code for a protein of 139 amino acids. Lineage: Eukaryota; Viridiplantae; Streptophyta; Pinopsida; Cupressales; Cupressaceae.